This is a messenger RNA of Lemur catta (Ring-tailed lemur), 2182 nucleotides long. It is a transcript of the gene NEIL1, whose product is annotated as nei like DNA glycosylase 1. The transcript is spliced from 9 exons. Lineage: Eukaryota; Metazoa; Chordata; Mammalia; Primates; Lemuridae. The record is from RefSeq and is a predicted model, not a curated record. Gene Ontology annotation, cellular component: nucleus. The coding region runs from base 562 to 1854 and encodes 430 amino acids. Gene Ontology annotation, biological process: base-excision repair. Gene Ontology annotation, molecular function: DNA N-glycosylase activity; DNA-(apurinic or apyrimidinic site) endonuclease activity; zinc ion binding.
CACCCUGGAGCCCCCCAGCUCGGGUUCUCCAUCCCAACAGUCUCGGCCGCCUCCCCGAAAAACUACAAUUCCCAGCAGGCGCGGCGGGGAGCCCACACUCCCAGCGUGCUCUUAGGCGCGGCCCGCCCCUGGCAUUAACCCUUUAGUGCCUGCAGCCUGGCGGCGAGCCUACCCGGCGGGGGCGAGGUGGGAAGGGGGAGUGGAGAGACGGGGGUGCGGGACGGGCGCAGCAGGGCUGAAGAGCAUGGGAUCCGGGGGCCCUGGUGAGGAAGGCGUCCAGAGUUAACCGAGAACAGAGUCCCAGUUGUGGACACGGCGGGCAUAGAGCGCCGCCCUUCGCAAAACUAGGAAUCUGGAUUUUCCUGCAAAUCGAACCAUUUCGGGACCCUGGUCCGGGCGGCGCUGAGCGGGCGGAGGGCGAGGUAAAGGCGUCUGCCGCAGCUAAAUGCCCCCCUCUACCCGACGCACACCUUCGCCUUCGAUCCGAAACGUCCGGGGACAGAGGAAAGUGGCAAAGUGGGCGAAGGCGAGGACGACCCUGCCGCCCGCCCCUCCCACAGAAUGCCCGAGGGCCCUGAGCUGCACCUGGCCAGCCACUUUGUGAAUGAGGCAUGCCGGGGGCUGGUGUUUGGCGGGUGUGUGGAGAAGUCUUCCGUCAGCCGCAACCCCGAGGUGCCCUUUGAGAGCAGUGCCUACUGCAUUGCGGCCUCAGCCCGUGGCAAGGAGCUGCGCCUGACACUGAGCCCUCUGCCUGGGGCCCAGCCCCCACAGGAGCCGCUGGCCCUCGUCUUCCGCUUUGGCAUGUCCGGCUCCUUCCAGUUGGCGCCCGGAGAUGCGCUGCCACCCCAUGCCCAUCUUCGCUUUUAUACAGCUCCACCUGGCCCGCGGCUCGCCCUGUGCUUUGUGGACAUCCGCCGAUUCGGCCGCUGGGACCUCGGGGGCAAGUGGCAGCCGGGCCGAGGGCCCUGUGUCUUGCUGGAGUAUGAGCUGUUCAGGGAAAACGUGCUACGAAACCUGGCGGACAAAGCCUUUGACCGGCCCAUCUGCGAGGCCCUCCUGGACCAGAGGUUCUUCAAUGGCAUUGGCAACUAUUUGCGAGCAGAGAUCCUGUUCCGGCUGAGGAUCCCCCCCUUCGAGAAGGCCCGAACGGUUCUGGAGGCCCUGCAGCAGCGCAGGCCGAGCCCGGAGCUGCCUCAGAGCCCGGAGCUGACCCUGAGCCAGAAGAUCAGGGCCAAGCUGCAGAACCCGGACCUGCUGGAGCUGUGCCACUCAGUGCCCAAGGAAGUGGUCCAGCUGGGGGGCAAAGGCUACGGGCCGGAGAGCGGGGAGGAAGACUUCGCUGCCUUUCGAGCCUGGCUGCGGUGCUAUGGCGUGCCAGGCAUGAGCUCCCUGCAGGACCGGCAGGGCCGCACCAUCUGGUUCCAGGUUUGGGCCCCACUGCUCACACAGGGGGAUCCUGGACCCCUGGCACCCAAAGGGCGCAAGUCCCGCCAAAAGAAAUCCAAGGCAACACGGCCGAGUCCUGAGGACAGAGCGGAGAACCCUCCACCUCCAAUCAAGGCCCCUUCAAGGACACGAAGGGCAUGGAGAGACCCUCCCGAGAAGACCGCAACCCAGCAGCCUGAGGGGACCAGCCCCCAACAGGACCCAGAAGCUCCCACAGUCCCUGAGAAAGGGAGGAGGAAGGGGCAACGGGCCACCCCUGGUGGGCUUUCCUCAGCACCCGCCUCUGGGGAGGGAAGGGGCACCACAGACACUGGCUCUUCAGGAGAGGAUGGGAUGGCAGUGCAGGACCCCAUGGACAAAGGUGGGGGGGAGGCCGUCGGGGCAGCCCGGCCUGGGAGUCUGCGCUAACCCUCUCGCCUGCUUUCUGCCUCUCCCCAGGCCGCCGCCGCAGACCCCGGAAGAUUAAGGCCGACGCUCCAUCCUUGGAACCGGAGGGGACCUCAGCCUCUUAACAAGAGGGUCUUCUUCCUUACAGCUAGCCUUUCCCUCUGUCUUGCCCUGAACCUGGGGGCCUGUCUGAAUCCUAGAAGCAGGCGGCAUCUCAAGGGGGCCCCUAUGCCUCAAGCCCCGUGGCUGUUCCCUGUACAACUGCGAUGUUUUUAAUUGUACCCAACCUUCCAUAUUUUUAAAGCCCACGUGAAAAAUGCUGUAUUUUUCAUAAACUGAUAAAUUUGAA